Arabidopsis thaliana (thale cress) is the source of this 1390-nucleotide messenger RNA. RefSeq lists its product as uncharacterized. The transcript is spliced from 4 exons. Gene Ontology annotation, molecular function: DNA-binding transcription factor activity. The record is from RefSeq and is marked reviewed. The coding region runs from base 292 to 795 and encodes 167 amino acids. Lineage: Eukaryota; Viridiplantae; Streptophyta; Magnoliopsida; Brassicales; Brassicaceae.
GGCGUAUCUAUUGAAAUCUGGAAACAAUCUGAUCCAGCGAUGCAGUAGUUAUACACUAAGGUUUUCUAUAAAAACUCAAAAUGAAUUGUAAAAAAGAUUAUAAAAAAGAGAUCACCAAUUCACCAUGAAAGAGAUCUCUCCAAUUUCUUAGCUCAAAGCAAAAUAAGAAAAUUCAUUUCUUCUCUCUCUCUCCCUCUCUUUCUCUCUAGAGAAGACUUUCUCUCUCUAGUUUCUUGAAUUUUCCGGUAUACCUUACGAUCGCAAGUAAAAUUUAAGGCCGAUCAAAGAAACAUGGGAAGUACUUUCUUUGGUAGACCAAACGUGGUGGGAUCUUCGCCGCCUUCAUCGUCUCCGACGUCAUCCUCUUCUUCUCCAGCGACAAGAAGAGGGAAGAAGAAUGGCUCCGAGAAGCCGAAGCAGCCACAGAGAGGUCUUGGAGUAGCACAAUUGGAGAAGAUUAGAUUACAUGGCGAAAUGAGUUGCAAUAGCUUCAACAGUUAUAACCCUUCUUUGUAUCCUCAGGAGGAUGUGAGGAUGCAAGGAGGAUAUUCAUCCAUACCAUCACAAUCUUCGGCUCCUUAUGGUUUCUAUCCAAAUAUGAUGAUGGGAGUACAUAGAGAUCAAUACGACAGAGCAACCAUGAGCUGGAAUCCAAGCUACGGCAUCUUAGAGAGCCAACAUUCUUUGGAACCAAACAUCACCAGACAUUUCUUAAACGAGGUUCUUACUCUAUACCCUCAAACAUAUAUAUAUAUAUGCAUCAUGUCAAAAUUAGUAAUAAUGUUACUCACUUGAUCAUCUUUAAUUAGUUAAGGGGUUAACGUUGAAUUAUAUUGUUAGUGAACACGUUCAUUCACAUGAUCAUUAGUUCCAAAAAAGAACCAAUCAAUUUUACUUAUCUUGCGACAGAAUUUGUUUCAUUUUGAUUUUUGGCUUACCGUUGUUCAUUGUAACCAUGGUUCAAAUGUUGGUUGACAUUAUUUAAAGUCUUAUAAAUUGUAGAGGAUUUGUAAACAAGUGAUUCUAAUAAAAACAAAAUAAAUUUUCCUUCAAAUAUAGGAUCCAAGCUCGACAACAAGGCGGAGUAAAUCUUUGGGAUCGGGAAUCCAACACUCGGGAUCGAGUGAAAAUCAAGAGGUGGACUUGGAGUUGAGAUUGUCACUUUGACCAUUACUUUGUAAUGGUUUGGUCUUUAUGAAAUUGAAAAGAAGUCGUAUCAUUUCAAUAUGGUAUCAAAUUUCUUAAUAUUGUAGGAAUUGUAUGAUUGUCUCAGUAGAAAAUAUUUAAAGAAUGGAAUUUAUUUGUACAUUUUGGGGGAAAUUAUAAGAUAGAUUAUAUAAAUUGCCUCAUAGAAAUUAUGCAUGUUAUUAGUUAUACAUCAUAGGUACAC